Periophthalmus magnuspinnatus is the source of this 2702-nucleotide messenger RNA. RefSeq names its product endoribonuclease ZC3H12A (gene zc3h12aa). The transcript has 6 exons. The coding region runs from base 310 to 2040 and encodes 576 amino acids. Gene Ontology annotation, cellular component: cytoplasmic ribonucleoprotein granule; nucleus. Gene Ontology annotation, molecular function: metal ion binding; RNA endonuclease activity; mRNA binding. Gene Ontology annotation, biological process: 3'-UTR-mediated mRNA destabilization; nuclear-transcribed mRNA catabolic process, RNase MRP-dependent. NCBI's taxonomy places the organism in Eukaryota, Metazoa, Chordata, Actinopteri, Gobiiformes, Gobiidae. The record is from RefSeq and is a predicted model, not a curated record.
UCCACGACUGGGGAACACAGCGGGAAGUCUGCGCACGCCGCCUGUGGCUCAAAGCUUUGGAGGAACAGGAAAGAAAGAAAUAAUUUCCCAGGAGGGAGGUGCCUAGAAGUCAGGCCCAUUCACCCAUUCAGCCUACUUACUGUACAGGAAAACUGACUUCUGCGGAAAAAACAAAACACCAGUCAAAAAGGACACAGUGGUGGUGCGUUUAUAUAGUCGUGUUGGUGAAGUGUCCUCGCGCAUUUGGCCGCCUCGCGCUUCUGGCUCGUGUUUACCUGUCUGUCACCUGUCAGGAUCAUUAUAUAUAUAAUGGCACUUCCUUGCCAGAACCCAUCUCCGGACCUUGCAAAACCAGACAGCGAAGAGAGCCAACUCAAUGUGAACUUCUUCAGAAAGCUUGGUUUCACUUCAAAUGACGUGAAGGCUGCCAUGAGGAAGGUAGACGUAGACACUGACACCAACGCGGUCCUGGGAGAAUUAGUUCGGAACGGGGCCCGGCCAGCACCCUGCAUUUCAAAUUCAGACUAUGAUGAGAGGAGUGCAGGGUUCAAGAACUCUCUGCUGCCUCCCAGCUGGACCUCUGGACCUUCCAGAAAUGCGCCAGAAGCUGUGCACAAGAAACAUACAGAUGAGGAACUCAGACCUAUUGUUAUUGAUGGCAGCAAUGUGGCCAUGAGCCAUGGCAACAAAGAGAUCUUCUCCUGUCGAGGCAUCCAGCUGGCAGUGAACUUCUUCCUGGACAGAGGUCAUAAUGAUAUAAAAGUGUUUGUUCCCACUUGGCGCAAAGAGCAGUCCCGGCCUGAUGCCCCCAUUACUGAUCAACACAUCCUGACAGAUCUUGAAAACCGUGGCAUCCUUGUCUUCACUCCGUCUCGACAAGUCAAGGGCAAGCGAGUGGUUUGUUACGACGAUCGCUACAUUGUCCAGGUUGCAUCAGUGUCUGAGGCCGUGAUUGUAUCCAACGACACCUAUCGUGACCUCCAAGGAGAAAAAUUGGAGUGGAAAAAAUGCAUUGAGGAGAGGCUUUUGAUGUACUCAUUUGUGAAUGACAGAUUUAUGCCCCCAGAUGACCCUCUUGGUCGCCAUGGCCCUACUCUUGACAACUUCCUCCGGAAAAAGCCCCUGCCUACAGAGCAAAAGAGACAGCUUUGUCCUUAUGACAAAAAGUGCACUUAUGGCAUCAAAUGCAAGUUCUAUCACCCAGAGCGGACCAACCAGUCCUACAUGUCUGUGGCUGAUGAACUGAGAGAAAAAGCCCAGAUUUCCUCAAAUGAACCAAGUGCCCGAUCAUCAACAAAGCUCUAUUUGGCUGAUGCAGAGCCUGUCAAAAGCGUUCAUGUUAGUGAAAAUGUCUUGUACAGGGACUCUCAUGGAAGUAGUCAGAAUCACAUACAAGUUAAUGGGGAUCACAGGCAGGGCGAGUGGGCGGGGCAGGAGCCGCUCAGGCCAAAUCAUUACUAUGCCAACGGCUCUCAGGAGCACCUGGACUCCGGCCUGGGCUCAUACGACAGUCACAGCAACUCCCACCGGCUCUGGCCCCAGCAGCAAAGCCUCUCCGGCUCUGGAUCUAGACACUCCUCUGUGCAGGAGAAAAAUAACAUGAGUCACUAUGCUUCCUUCAUGCUCCCCUUAUCCACUGAACAGCAACCUGUGAGAAACAACGCCUACGCUUAUCCAUGCAUUGCAAAUAAGGGCAGCCUACCAGUUCAUUUUCAGCAGAACAGAGCGCCUCUACCUGAACAGAAUUACUGGUCCGAUCCGUACCAUGGCAUGCCCCAAAUAAGGACAAGUAACCCUGGCACAGCUCAUUCCCUUCACCCCAACACCCCAUACAGUUGCCCCCAGUACCAACCAUGGCCACAGGCAGCAUCCUUUUGUGCCAGUGACCCAAUCAGGAUGGAAUUGCGCAGUAGGUUACUAGGCAUUUUUAAUCCCAAAGAUGUAGAUAUAGCCAUGGAAAUGUUCCCAAAUCUGACAGACCCUGAAAAACUGGCAGAGGAGGUACUAAAAGUGAAGGCUCAGAGGGGAAUUUUUCAAUAAGCAACAAUGACUCAACAUUUUGUUAUAAUUACCAUCUUUAUUACAUAAGGGAUAUGAAUAAGGAAUUGGCAAUAUGCAUUGUACCAAAUGCUGAAGUAUUUAUCCAGGCUUGAGACCACCAUGCAUGCAUGACAUAUGAGCCAUGUGGCAGGAUUUUAUUUCUUUUAUUACAGAACAAUUUAUGUGAAAUUGGUUGUAUGGCCUUUGUGUCAAAUGUAAUAUUGACUGUAUUUUAAUUACAACAAUUCUCUAGAAGUGUGAUUCUAGAGCAUGUACUGUUGAUACAUAUUGUGUCAGGUUAUUAUGUUAUGGAAGUUCCCAUAAUGACGAAGAGUAUUAUUGAUCUAUUUUGGUGAUUUUUUUUUACCAUAUAUUGUUCGACAAGUUAUGAGGUACUAUUACAUCAUUCAUCAUUCAUGAUAUAAUUGAUUGUAAAAUUAAUUCUUCAAGGAAGUGAUGAGUAUUUUUUUUUUUUUUUUUUUACCAGCAUCCAAAACUGAUUUGGUUUGUGUUCUUACUGCUGUACCAGGAACAAGAUUUAGUUUCACAACAUGUUCCCAUAAAAGGUUGUAUGUUGCUACACAGGUAUUUGUGUAACCAUGCUGUUGUGCAUGGAAAAACAAAUAAUUAUGAGCUUUGUAAUGGAUUAAAGUUAUCAAAGU